Messenger RNA from Condylura cristata (star-nosed mole), 1454 nucleotides. RefSeq names its product olfactory receptor 6K6. NCBI's taxonomy places the organism in Eukaryota, Metazoa, Chordata, Mammalia, Eulipotyphla, Talpidae. Gene Ontology annotation, biological process: G protein-coupled receptor signaling pathway. The coding region runs from base 57 to 1016 and encodes 319 amino acids. Gene Ontology annotation, cellular component: membrane. Gene Ontology annotation, molecular function: olfactory receptor activity; G protein-coupled receptor activity. The record is from RefSeq and is a predicted model, not a curated record. The transcript is spliced from 2 exons.
UGGAUCUCUUCCGCUGUCUCCAGCACCUUUGGGCCACCCGUCUCCAUAGCCUGCAGAUGUCACAGUUGAUGAGCAGUGGGAAUCAGACAAUGGUGACCGAGUUCCUCUUCUCUGUGUUCCCGUGUCCACAGGAAGGUGGACUCUUUUUCUUUAUUCCCUUGCUUCUCAUCUAUGGGUUUAUCAUCACUGGGAACCUAAUAAUAUUCAUUGUCAUCCAAUUGGACAAGGCCCUGCACACGCCCAUGUAUUUCUUCAUCAGCAUCCUCUCCUUCCUGGAGAUCUGGUAUACCACCACCACCAUCCCCAAAAUGCUCUCCAGCCUGGCCAGUGAACAGAAAACCAUCUCUCUGGCUGGCUGCCUUCUUCAGAUGUACUUCUUCCACUCCCUUGGGAUCACAGAAGGCUGUGUGCUGACAGCAAUGGCCAUCGACAGGUACAUAGCCAUCUGCAGUCCUCUCCGCUAUCCAACCAUCAUGACUCCCAAGCUCUGCGUCCAGCUGACAGCCGGCUCCUGCCUCUGUGGCUUCCUCCUGGUGCUCCCUGAGAUCGCCUGGAUCUCCACCCUUCCUUUCUGUGGUUCCAACCAGAUAGAGCAGAUCUUCUGUGAUUUCACACCUGUGCUGAAGUUGGCCUGCACAGAUACCUCCCUGGUGGUCAUUGUGGAUGCCAUCCAUGCAGUGGAGAUCCUGGCCUCCUUCCUGGUCAUCGCCCUGUCCUACAUCCGAAUCAUUGUGGUGAUUCUGGGGAUGCCUUCCGCUGAAGGCCGUCACAAGGCCUUUUCCACCUGCGCUGCCCACCUGGCUGUGUUCCUGCUGUUCUUUGGCAGUGUGGCUGUCAUGUAUUUGCGGUUCUCUGCCACCUACUCAGUGUUUUGGGACACAGCAAUUGCUGUCACUUUUGUUAUACUUGCUCCCCUUCUCAACCCCAUUAUCUAUAGCCUGAGAAACAAAGACAUGAAGGAUGCGAUUGGGAGACUUUUCUGUGCUCAGAAAAGGGCUGGCAACAUUGGGAGAUAGAUGUAACUAGAUCCCAGAGAUUGAGAAACCGUCUGCGAGUUCAGCUUUUCACUGUCCUUGUCUUGUUCACAGAUCUCUUGCCGUGGCUACUUGAUCUGGUAUUAUAAACCCUGGAGUGUCCAUGAGAUCCAGGCAAUCUCUGGGAGCACCAGGAGGAAGCCAUAGAGGCAGGAGCUCACUGUCAAUGGUGGAAUUUCAGUCUGCUUGCAUGGGUGCCCCUUCUAAAUGUGCUUUGCUGCAACUGUAUAUAAGGGAUCUUCCUGCUUUAUGGAUCAAGUUUCUUGCUCAUACUCCACCUGGUGGAUUCCCGCCUUUCUCUCCUGUCAUCCACCACACUUGCAGGUCAUAAAGAAGCAUUGAAGAGACGUGAAGGAUGUCACAGUUCUGAAAAUUGCUUUAGUUAAUUGCUUCCACCAAUUCUCUUUCCAACAGGAACCU